AUGGGCAAACGGUUUUCGGAAUCGGCUGCCAAGAAAGUCGCUGGUAACCAACGCAAAAGAGAACAGGCGCAUGCCAAGGACAAAGCACACAAGGAGGCCCUGGAGGCUCAAGAAGCUGCCAAGUGGGAGCAGGGUGCCGACAAAGGGAACCCAAAGAAACAGCUAGAAGAACAGAAGAGACAGGAGAAACUGAGGGCGAAAAAGGAGCGCGAAGAGCUUCUGGCAGCGGAAGAAGCAGCUCUCGGUAAGGGUGGAAAGGGUAGGUAA
Lachancea meyersii CBS 8951 is the source of this 267-nucleotide messenger RNA. Lineage: Eukaryota; Fungi; Ascomycota; Saccharomycetes; Saccharomycetales; Saccharomycetaceae. The record is from the annotation of a GenBank genome assembly.